Molecule: messenger RNA, 4773 nt
Organism: Closterium sp. Naga37s-1
Lineage: Eukaryota; Viridiplantae; Streptophyta; Zygnematophyceae; Desmidiales; Closteriaceae
Source: the annotation of a GenBank genome assembly
AUGGAGCCGGCGGCACAGAACAGAUCCGAAGCGGUAGAGGGACAGAGAGACGUACCUGCCGCAAACCGGGACGCAAAUCCAAGAGUGGGGGAAAUUUCAUAUUCCCGCCGACCUGCACCAGGGGGUGCACUACUGAGUGGCCCGACAUCAAGGUCAGCCCGUGCGGACGAGCGUGUUAGGUCUGGAGUUAGGCAGCUCAGGUUUGCUGAUCGGGUUAGGAGGCCGCCGGAACGCGAAGCACGGACGGAGACCGACUUGGCAAGUGUAGCAGAUGAAGGCGAGGAGGGUGUAGAAGAUCCACAGCUGCCAAGUCAGGUCGAACAUGCAGAGGAGCAGUGGAGGAAGGCGGCUGAUGAUAAGCGGAUGGCCGAAGCAGAAGACAAGAGGAGACGGGCUGAAGAGAGGCAACGGCGCCGUGAUGGCGACACCGAUCCUAUCGUCUCUUUCCCGGGAACAGGAGACAUACGUGAAGCAUGGGAGCGUGGGGCACGAGCCGCUGCAAGGGCACACGUGGGAGUGGCAGGAGAGGAGCUCGCCAGCAAUGUGCGGCAGCAUAUCGAGGAGGAUAGGGGAUACGUGAAAGUUCGCUUGCCCAGCGUAAAGCGGAAGGCGGCUGAAGAGGCCCGGAGAGGGGACGUCGACGUGCCAGAGAAUUCGGGAGAGGCGAAAAAGAAGGCGCAGAGCAACGCGGGUGCAAAGGCUCAUACGAUGGCGGAGGUAGAGGCGCACCAGAAAGCAGAGGAUGCGGCCCAUCGGUUCGUCGAUGCAGAGGCGGCACUUACGGCAGAGGACGGGGCGCCAAAGGAAGCAGAGGCUGCGGCGCAGCAGAAGGUGGGUGCAGAGGCGGUCAAGAGUGCGGAGGCAGUCGCGCGUAAAGAAGCGGGUGCAGCAGCAGAGCUGACGUCGGAGGCAGUCGAGCUGCAGGUGGUGGAGGCAGUGGCGCAGAAGGAAUCAGAGGCAACGGCGAGCCAGAAGGAUGAGGCAGCGGUGCAGCAGAAUGAUGAGGCAGACGCACAUAAGGAAUCAGCGGCAGCAGCGCAGCAGAAGGAUGAGGGUGCGGCACCCAGGAUGGUUGAGGCAGAGGCGCAGAAGGAAUCAGAGGCAGCGGCGCAGCAGAAGGAGGAGGGUGCGGCGCCGAAGAUGGUUGAGGCAGAGGCGCAGAAGGAAUCAGAGGCAGCGGCGCAGCAGAAGGAGGAGGGUGCGGCGCCGAAGAUGGUUGAGGCAGAGGCGCACAAGGAAUCAGAGGCAGCGGCGCAGCAGAAGGAGGAGGGUGCGGCGCCGAAGAUGGUUGAGGCAGAGGCGCACAAGGAAUCAGAGGCAGCGGCGAGCCAGAAGGAUAAGGCAGCGGCGCUGCAUAUGGAGGAGGCAGACGCACAUAAGGAAGGAGAGGCGCGGAAUAAGGCAGAAGCAGCGGCGCGGCAGAAGGCGGAGGCAGAGGAGCAGAAACAGGCUGCGGAAGAGGCGCUACAACUGGCUCGGGCAGAAGCGCGGAAGAAGGCUGUUGUAGAGGCGCGGCAGAAGGCGGAGGGUGAGGCGCAGAAGAUGGCAGAGGCCGAGGAGCAGAAGCAGGCUGAGGCAGACGCACGUAGGAAGCCAGAUGGAGAGGAGGGUUCAGAUGGGAAUAAAAUGAUACAGACAGAGGGACGGGAGACGGCGGGUGCUGAGGGGCACAUCAUCGCAGAGGAAGAGGGGCAGCAUGACGAGGAGGCAGCGUCGCAGGUAUUCGCAUACCGAGAGACGCAGAGCAUGGCAGAGACAGAGCGUCAAAAUACUAUGGAGGAGGUUCGUGUGGUCCCGGAGGCUGGAGUGGGGCACUACGAGGGAGAUGCGCUGGAAACAGAAGAGGAGCAGAAUGAGGAGGAUACGGUACAUCUGGCAGUCCGGAUAUUUUUGGGAGGAAGUCCGACGCGGGGACCAAGAACCGGGGUAGAGGGGCCAUGGAGGGUGGCAGACGAUGGGGCGCCUAGGGAUACAGUGGAUCUCAACAGGCAGAGGCGGCCUACCCUUCACCAGAGAGCAGUGGAGAGGAAUCUCGGCCAAGGCGGGGUGGCAGAAGCGUUUUGGCAGGUAGAGUGGGUCGAGGCAGAGACGGCAAUACGGCGGAUGCUGCAGCGCACGAGUACAGUCCUGGUCGAACAAGGUGACAGGUUCGUCGAGGCCGAAAGCUGGGACAUAAGCCCGGCAGAGGUAACGCGUCGUCUGACGCUCUUAGCCCGAAUGGUGACGCAGACGUUCUGCAACUUGGCGGCCCGCAACAGCAGCAUCAGUCGCGACGUGGCCGAUCUGACCGUCCAUUACUGCCGCGACGCCCUGGCCAACCUGGAAGAAGUCCGCCAUGGAAACGAGGAACGGCGGCGCCAAGCUGAAACGGCGGCCAGGUUUCGCGAGCAGGUGGACACGAGACUCUCCAACUUGCGGGAGAGUAUCGUAAGGGUGAGUGAUCAGGUUCGCCAGUCGGGAGGGGGGAUGGCGGAGGGCACGUUAAAGGGGGUGGAAGGGAGGUUGAGAGAGGUUCUGAGAGAAGACUCUGAGCGGCAGAACAGGGAUAGACUGCAGGACGAGGAGCGGAGGCAGAAGGCCACGAGGAAGGAAGCAGACGCCGCAGAGAGACGGAAGAAGGAACAACAGCAGGAGGAAGAGCGUCGGCAGAAGGAGAUGAGAGAGGGAAUGAAGGAGAUGAAGGAGGCGAUGAUGAAGGAGAUGAAGGCAGAAAUGAAGGAGAUGAAGGAUGGGAUGGUAAACCAGAUUGUGGGGAGGUUGAGCGCGGUUUUGCGAGAAGAAUCCGAGCGGCAGAAGAAGGCGAGGCAAGAGGACGCGGAGCGGCAACAACAGCAGGACGCGAAGAGGAAACAAGUGGCGGACGACGAGGAGAGACAGAAGAAGAAACAACUGGACGAGCAAUGGCGGAAGGAGGAGGAGGAGAAGAGGAAGGAUGUAGAGGCCACAGAGCGGCGGAGGAAGAAGAAACAUCAGGAGGAAGAGCGACGGCAGAAGGAGGUGGAGGCGGGAAUGAAGGAAGUGAUGGAGGCUGUGAAGGAGAUGAAGACGGGGAUGAAGGGGUGGAAGGAGGGGAUGCUAAGUGAGGUGGAAAAGCGGCUGUCAUUAGUUCUGAGAUUGGACGCAGAGCGGCGGCAAAAGGAGGAGCAGGGUAGGAAGGCAACGGAGGGAGAUCGGCGACAGAAGGAGGAUGAGCAGAGGAAGGAGGCUGAGGAGGACGAUCGGGAGGAAAGGGAGAAACAACAGGAGAAGGAGCACCAGCAAAAUGAGGAGGCGCAGAGGAAGGAGGCAGAGGAAGCAGAGCGGGUGGAGAGGGAAAAACAGCAGGAGAUGGCGCGCCUGCAGAAGGAGGAGGCGCAGCGGAAAGAUGCAGAGGAGGCCGAGAGGCAGGAGAGGGAGAAACAGCAGGAGAUGGCGCGCCUGCAGAAGGAGGAGAGGCAGAGGAAGGAGGCAGAGGAGGUAGAGCGGCAGCAGAGGGCGAAACAGCAGGAAUUGGACCGCCUGCAGAAGGAGGAGGCGCAGAAGAAGGAGGCAGAGGAGGCCGAGCGGCAGCAGCGGGCGAAACAGCAGGAGAUGGAGCGCCUGCAGAAGGAGGAGGCGCAGAAGAAGGAGGCAGAGGAGGCCGAGCGGCGGCAGAGGGCGAAACAGCAGGAGAUGGAGCGCAUGCAGAAGGCGGAGCAGUGCCGAGCAGAGAAGACGGCCAGACUUGCAUCCUACGCGGAACAGCAGCGGCAACUGGAGGCAAAGGCAAAGGCGAUGGCUGAAGAGACGGAACGAUUGGCAAGGGAGAUGGAAGAGGAGGAUUUGACCAUGCAGGGGGAGGGGACCUGGAAGGGAGUCGAGGAGGAAAUAGCUGAGGGCCUGGGGAGUUUGAUGUUGAUUGAGAGCGGGGAGGCGAAUGUAGCAGAGGGCGUGGCUAUUGUUCCCGGACAGAACGUAGAGGUGUCCAGGAGGUGGCCUAGACAGGAGGAUAGGGAGCCGGAGGGUCAUGCGGCUAAGAGACGGCGUGCAGCUGGUAUACAGGAAUUCUCACUCAUUCAAACCAACACGGCUCUUCGGCAGCAGCAGGGGGAUGGCUUUCAGGUAGCUGCCUGCGCUGGUGUCGGAAUAACUGCGUGGCAGAAGAUGGUGGGAGGCGUGGAGGGUGAAAACGGCUAUUCGACGGAAGAACACGCAGUCGGACUUGCCGCCACAUUGUUUGUAAUGUGGGCCGCAUCCACGAAUGUGGACCAGACCCAGUGGGAGACGGGCGCAACAUCAGCUGCACGUGGAACUUCUACGGCCAUAGCAUCUUCUGCUGCCAGAUCGUCCACUGCUGCCACCGCCUCGUCGGCUGCCUCGUCAUCUUCUGCGGCCGAUGUGUCCUCUGCCGUCCUCGAUGCCCUUGCGACGCUUGCAGCCUCGGUUGCUUGCGUUGCGGUUGAGGCAAUGAGGUCGGUCAAGGAUCAGGAGCAUGACAAGGAAGCGUGGAUUCUGCCCCUGUCGGAUGCGCUGCUGAAAGCGCUUCCGGCAGAGUCGCGAGCGGCCGGGGAUACGAAGCGGAUGACAAGGGUGGUGGCAAAGGUGGUGACCUCUUGGUGCCUAUGCAGCAUGGCAUCAAGAGGCCUUCGCCAGCACCAGGGCGUCUGCCUCGGAGUCCUGCAGAAGAAGUUGGGCGGCCGGGAUACCACAACAGGGGCGGAUAAGGAGAAGAAAACCAAGAAAUCGUCCGCGAAGGGGAACGCGACGAAGGAUGCGUCGACGGAGGAGAACACCGGCACUGGCGGCCAGGAGUGA